Molecule: messenger RNA, 4244 nt
Organism: Pseudomyrmex gracilis
Lineage: Eukaryota; Metazoa; Arthropoda; Insecta; Hymenoptera; Formicidae
Product: transcription factor SOX-9-like
Exons: 5
Coding region: 1116-2396 (426 amino acids)
Biological process (GO): regulation of transcription by RNA polymerase II
Cellular component (GO): nucleus
Molecular function (GO): DNA-binding transcription factor activity, RNA polymerase II-specific; RNA polymerase II cis-regulatory region sequence-specific DNA binding
Source: RefSeq, a predicted model, not a curated record
ACCAGCACCCACGACGAAAUCCUCGGUCGUCUGUCAAACGGAACUCGGCGCGAGUUCCGCGCAAACCGGAUUACAUUAUUUCUUCGACGUGCGCGCGCGCGCGCGUGCGCAGCUUCUUCGGGAUUAUAAACCGAUUGUCACAGCUCGGAAAAUUGUCGCUCGGUGCCGACACGUAAAAUUUUUUUUUUUGCGAAAGACUCCGCGCGGCAAAGGACAAGUGAAGUUUCACAUGGUCCCUCAACUGGGGGACUUGGUGCGAGUUUUCGAUCGGGAACCGUCGCCUCGCUUUUUGCCAGAACGUUUUUUUCACGAAAAACGGAAGAAUUCUGUAAACCCUACUUGAGAACAUAUUUCCCCACAGUGAUCUUCCCACGACGAUCUCGCGACGUGACAACGUUUGAGUGAAACUGUUGUUGUAACUAAAACAAAAAAACUUUGUACAUAUAUAAAUAAAACAGAUAAACAAAAAAAUUGUUAAUUAAGAGCUCGAGGCGCAGCGCCGCUGACUUGUGUCGUUGACGAGAAGUGCGAAAAUGUAAAAACGGGAAGAGAUAAAGAGAAACACCGCGGAAGAGAUCGAUCGACGAAAAAAAUUGAAUCGCUGCGAUUGUUGCGAUUUUGUGCGAAUUUACGACGAGAGAGACGUUGGAAAUCGAAGCGCGAGAACCUUCGAGCGCGGAGAACACAAAGAAAGUCCAAAGAGAUAAGACGGAGGAGAGUUGAGCGACGAGUAAAAAAGCAAAGUAACGUAUAUAGAACCGAGCGCGAGAACUUUUAUAUAUAUGCGCGACGUAAAGCGCGAGAUAAUGACGAGCAAAAUUAAUUAAACGUGACAACACAAUUGCAAACAGAUCGGCAACGUCGGUCGUCGUUGAAACAAAAAAAAAAAAGAAAAGAAAAGAAAAAUUCCUUCCAUCGAGAAAGUGACGCGCGCUCGCCACAAUGAUAAAGCGAUAAGCGGCGAUAGCGCGGCAAUGACUAAUUGAUCGACGAUUUUCUGUUCUUCCGAGACGAGAGAUGAGCGACGUGGAUUCCGCUUCGUGCGGCGCGCGAUAAAUCGACGAUCGAUUUUUUCCGAACUCUUUGCGGCUUACGCGGUCGUGCGACGAAAAGGGAUGAAGAUGAACGACGUCAAGCCAGAGAGCUCUAGCGCGUCGAUCUCGCCGACAUUGGGCGGAAACAACAACGGUAACAACAAUAACAACAGCAUCAACAACGACAACGGUAAGGUAUCGGCCGCGGCCGCAGCGGUGACCGCCAAUGGCGGCGAGGGAAUCAGCGCCGCCGUCGCCAAAGUUCUUCAGGGAUACGACUGGACUCUGGUACCUGUCGCUACCAAGGGCUCCGGUGACAAAAGAGCGGCCCACGUCAAGAGACCUAUGAACGCGUUCAUGGUGUGGGCUCAGGCUGCGAGGCGAAAACUGGCCGAUCAGUAUCCGCAGCUUCACAACGCCGAGCUGUCGAAAACACUGGGAAAAUUGUGGCGACUUCUGUCCGAUAACGACAAGAAGCCCUUCAUCGAGGAGGCCGAUCGUCUGCGCGUCAUUCACAAACGCGAACAUCCCGACUACAAGUACCAACCAAGACGUCGGAAACAGAACGGACCGUCUUCCGGUCGCGAGAACUCGCCCUCGCGGAAUCAGAGCAACGUGACGUUCAGCGUUUCCAGAUCCUUGAAGCAGGAGGACAUGAGCCCACGGGGUGUUCAAGGACCCAAUUCGCCGCAGAGUGGCGUGAGCUCGUCGCCACCCACGACGCCUAGUCAGGGUCUGUCUCCGCCGACGCCCCCCACGACGCCCAGAGGACAACAUUACGUUAAUCAGACCAACCAGCUCCCGCCGAACAACAGCGUGUACUAUCAGGAGUUGGUCAGCGGCUCGAGCGAGUCUCCGCACCAGCAGCCGCCGGUCGAUCUCCGAUACGUCGAGGUCGGAGACGGCCUCGCCAGCGAGGAGAACCAGUUGAACGGUCUCGGUACUUUGGGCGGUCUGAACAUCCCGCUGAAUUUUCAAGAGUGCGAGGUCGAGAGCAACGAGCUCGACCAAUACCUUCCACCCCAGAACGCGCCGCUACAUCAGUAUCCACCCGUGCAAGUCACCACUGCCUCGCAGUGGUUGCUCAACAGAUACGAGGACGAGCUCGAGAGGCCGAUCAAACGCCACUGUUCGGAGCAAACGAUCGGAGCGGAGGUGUCCUCGUGGGAGGACAGGACGCAGGAAAUGGUCAGAUACCACGAGCUGCAGCCUCCCCUUCCCCCGGUCCAGUACAUAUCCACUCACAACGCCCAUCACUCGCACGCAGCCACGCAGAUGGGCCAUCCGCACGUGUCCACGCCGUACGCGCAAUACGCGCAUCGCUACGUACCCGGUAUCGAGACGUGGCCGAAUUACAUGUAAAAAAAAACCAAAGCGAGAUAAAACGAUCGAAACGUUUUCAAUUCUGAAAAGCGCGGAGCGUUCGUUCGCGAAAAUUCGAUUCGCGUGUGUAAACUCGCGUCUCUCCGCGAGUUGUCGCGCAAGAUAAGAACAUUCUCCGUUUUACGUCAAUCCGAUCGAGACGAAGAAAACAAAUUUGUGAUUUCCGGAGUAAUUUCUCUCCGCAACGCGUUGAACUUCAGCGGCGUUUUUUGGGCGCGUAGUAGCUCCAAAAAAAAAAAAUAGCCAAAUACGACGUAAUUAAUUAAAAAAAUAAACCUUACCAAUAAGUGACGUGUGAUAAAGUUUUGUAACAAAAAACUAGAGUAAGAUACGUUUAAGACAUCUUCGGCCGAGUUCGCAGAAUGUCGUUUCUCUUAGUCGGGAAGAUUGAAAGUGACAUUCUCUCCCUGAUAUUCUUUCAAUAUACAAACUUUUGCAGAAUGUAAAUAACAUUCUGCGUGUAACUUCGAACACGUUCUAUCGACAACGUCGCGGCCCGAAGUCGGCAAACCUUAUCGCUCGAGUUUCGCAUAAAUUUCGAGUGCGAUUAUCAGCGAACAUCAGUAAUCCCGCCUUGAACUUUAAUAACCGGUAAAACAUGCUGCAAUGCGAAUAGAAAUUUCGUUUGCAUCAGAAAUCGCGCGAAAAAUUGCGUGACACAAUAUCUAAUACAAUUAUAUUACAAAUAAUUAAGUGAAUAAACAAAAAUGUAUAAAUUUAGGAGAGCAUUAAAUUUUUUUUCUCGUCAGACGUAAAAUGAAAGUGAAGUUGCCGUAACGCACACAACGCUUUUGCGAGAUAUAUGUUAAUAAACAAUUUCUUUACUUCGCAUAAUUUAUUAGCGUAAUUAUUAACACGCGAUAUAUGACUUAACAAUAAUAAUAUUUGCAUUGCGUGCGUUACUUUUUUACUGGACGAAGAAGCGCGAGACGGAGAUUGGCUUAUUCUUUUGACUUGAGAGACUACCAACGUGGACGAGGCGCGGCCACGAUACACUCACCAUGACAUCAUUCCAUGACAGCCGGCCAUUCCAAAGCGCAGAAUUUCAGGCCAAACAAACAGGCCGCUCGAUAUAUAUAUAUAUAUAUAUGUAUAUAUGUAUAUACGUAUAUAUAUAUAUAUAUAUGUAUAUACGGUGCCCAACAGCGCGCUUUUCGAAUGUAAUAAUAUAUAUAUAUGUACGCGCGAGGAACGCUAUAAACCGUGACGUUCGCGUACGUCUCGUUCAAAUAAACGGCUGAAACACGAUCGACGAUAAUAACAAACGUAUAUACACGCGUUCCGUCUAAAGUAUUUCAGGAUUCGUCCGAAAUUCACGGACGAAUCGCGCGCGGUUAAAUUUAUCGAAACAAUGAGAUAAAAGAUUCUUUCGAAUAAAAAUAAUUAAAAAAAGUAGACAUUUAAAAAUAAUUUCUGAUAUUUGUUCAAUUUUUAAUCGCGAGUGUUGGCGCCCGAGAUUACCGAGAUGUAUCGAUAGACCUGAUUGGCCUGAUGUCGAGCGCGCAGCUAAUGUAGAUGAUCUUAGCACAUAUUAGAACAUAUGUAGAUUAUACGUAUGUUAUAUAUAUAUAUAUAUAUAUAUAUAGAGAGAGAGAGAGAGAGAGAUUAUAUUAACACUUAUAUGUACACUAGUUAUGACAGCCGCGCGUGCACGCGCGUGCGCGCUUUUGUACUUAGAUAUUUAUUCAACGCAUUACACAAAGAUCGAUAGAAAAACAAAAGACGUAGAUAUUACCUGGCGUAGUUUGAACGUCGAAAGACGAGCGUUAAAUCAUAAUUUAUAUAAGUGCGAUGUGUACGCUGAUCUGUAGAAAAUAAAAAACAACA